This is a messenger RNA of Puccinia triticina, 1149 nucleotides long. RefSeq lists its product as uncharacterized. Gene Ontology annotation, cellular component: Golgi apparatus; membrane. The transcript is spliced from 6 exons. Gene Ontology annotation, biological process: retrograde vesicle-mediated transport, Golgi to endoplasmic reticulum. The record is from RefSeq and is a predicted model, not a curated record. Bases 1 to 1149 code for a protein of 382 amino acids. Lineage: Eukaryota; Fungi; Basidiomycota; Pucciniomycetes; Pucciniales; Pucciniaceae.
AUGUCCGGUCGGUUCAUGACUAGCUCGGGUCCCAUCGGUUUGGUACUCCAACUUCCAACGGGUACCAGACUGCUGUGUGGUAUCCUUUUGGCUCUCUCGUUUCUGGUCCAACUUCUUCGAUUCAGUCUAUCAGCAACCGAUCUGAAAGCGGUCUUUAGGGGCAGUACGGACGAUGCUCUUGCGUUCCCGUGGCUAGUUGUCGUUCCUGGAAGUGUGAUUUGGAAUCCCUGGACCCUGCUGACCGCUGGAUUAUGCGAAGUGGGUGUUAUCGAACUAGUCUUCUCACUACUGACCCUCUCAAUGUGUGGAAGAUACCUUGAAAGGGUGUAUGGUACGACCGAAUUUAUCAAGUUUUGUCUCACCACGAUCGGCGUCUCAAACUUAAUAUCUGUGAUCGUCAAUGUUGCCGAACAUUAUGUGCUACAUGAUAGUGGAAUGUACCUAUACGGUUCCAGUUAUCGCGGUAUGAUGGCCUUACAUGCUGGCUUUCUAGUUGCUUUCACCCAACUAAUACCGGAACACCAAGUCCAAUUAUUUGGCGUGAUUAAAGUCAGAGUGAAGAAUCUACCCAUGAUCUAUGUUACCUUCUCGAACGUGAUGUGUAUACUUGGAUAUCAGUCGCCGUUUAUCUUGAUCCAAAUGGGGUGGCUCUCCUCGUGGUACUACCUGCGAUUUAUCAGAUGGAACGAGAGCGGUGAAUUCCGUGGCGACCGCAGCGAGACCUUUGCAUUUGCCAUGUGGUUUCCACCAUUCCUCCAGCCGCUCAUUAGAAGGUUAUCGGACGUCGGUUUUGCGGUCGCUGUCAAGUGCAAGCUACUAAAACAGUGGAGUCAUACAGAUCUUGAAUCCGGUGGAUAUGCACCUGUGCCCGGUGGAGCUCGAGCAGAGGCCGAGCGACGGAGAGCGAUGGCUCUGAAAGCCCUCGAUCAACGGCUAGCCUCGAAUAAAUCCACCAAUGCCAACUCUCCACCCGAUCCUUCCAACCCGUUGAAUGUCACGUCACCCAACAACCGGACGACUACAGCUAUUCCAUCCCCAGCUCAGCCACUGUUGACGACUGCCAAAACGUCUCCUGUUUUUCAAUCUGCUGGCCUCUCACAAGAUCCUGAUUCUCCAGCUACCAAAGCGGUGACUGAAAAGCAUCAAUAG